CCUAAGGACAAGCCUGGCCAGAGAGCGAAACAAAUAUCCAGGUUUAACGGAGUAUUCUCGAGCCGUUAACCCGGGACACUCAACUCAGAAUCCGGUUACAUGCCCUAUGGCAACGCAGUCGCAGCGGUCGGAACACAUCCGUUUGAGGUCUUGGUGCGUAAAAUAUUGAUUGAAAAGCCCGCCGCUAAAAGCCCGCCUCCCCUUUCUCACACGACCUGGUUCUCCUAUCUCUCUCUCUCUCUUAAACUACUUCACCACUCUCUCUCUCUACUUCACGGCCGUCACGUUGCGAAUUGAAGCGAAGCUACAUUCUAUUUGGUGUCGUGGAGAGGAAGAGAGAAGGGGUGUGUAGUUAUACUAUUAGUAAUGCAAUGAAGAAUUUGAACGGCUCAAGUCAAGUCAACUUGAAUGGGACUUAUAAGGAAUUGAGACAUUUAUGUGGUCUAUGCAUAAGAACCUUGCUUGGAACUGCAUAUUUAUAUCAUGUAAUCAUAACAUUCCUUGAAAUAGGCCUCCUAGACCAGCACGCCCAGUACUAGCAUCUGCGUUUUUCUUUUCUUUUACUUUCUUUCUGUUUUUGAUUUUUGAUUUUAUUUUUUAAAUUUCCUAGGGAGGGCUACAAUCGUCUGGAUAAACUAAAAGUACUGUAAAGUGAAUUUUGGGACUUAGUAGAGCCUUUAAUUAACAUGUUUUGGGGAACCUAAAGAGUUGAGGAAAAACGAGAUGUUGUUACGUUGUGCAAAUUCCCUUUGGCAUUUAGACUCUUUGAGAAAAUUCUCAAAAUCAACAUGGCUUCUCCAAUCCCAUUCUUUCUCAGAUGCUCCUUUCGCAAAGUCAAAGCUUGCUCCUCUACAGGAGCGAAAAAUGGUGGACCGGUUUAGGCUAUGGGCUAAAGGAGGUGAUGGCGGCAAUGGUUGUACCAGCUUUCGCCGUAGCCGACAUGAACGCCGUGGUAAACCUGAUGGUGGGAAAGGUGGAAGAGGGGGUGAUGUGAUACUAGAAUGUUCACCUGCAUUGUGGGACCUUAGCAGUCUGCAACAUCACAUUAAUGCAAAGAGGGGGGGACAUGGAACUUCAAAAAAUAAAAUAGGAAGCCGAGGGGAGGACAAGGUUGUCCAAGUUCCUGUUGGCACUGUAAUUCAUCUUGUAGGGGGUGAAACUCCAUCCUUGGCUGAAAAGAGUUCCUCCAAAGCUUUAGAUCCUUGGGAAAUUCCAGGUACACUUGAGGUCGAUCCAUCUGAAUCCACUCAGCAAUCUACUUCCACUAACACAAUUGGGGCAGAGGUAGUAGAAACCAUGGAUUUCAUUGAUGGUUCAUCUUUUUGUACUGGGAAAACUGUGAUGCAAUCAAGUAGUGUGAAACAAGCCACUCAAGCUUCAUUGAUUAAAUCUCUGCCUCGUUCUUCUCCUUCUUGUAAGAAGUACAGAGCUCGAACAGAAGGCUUAAACUCGUGGAAGGAAGAAGAACAAGGUGUGGUUGAGUGGAAAUGCCUUGAGGCUGAUGGUGAUAUGUCCGAAGCAGAGUGCGAAGAAGAACUGGAGGAAGAUGAACAUAUCCAAUACAAUAUUGCAGAAUUAACAGAACCAGGUCAACGGGUAGUUGUUGCCUGUGGAGGGGAGGGUGGCUUAGGUAAUGUGUCCACUCCAAAAGGUCCUAAAAACUAUAAUCUUAUGAAGCAUGGGGUCCAAAGGGAUGAUGAGUUCGAUGUUGAAGAAUCUGAAUCACUUUGCAUUGGUUCACCAGGUUCUGAGGUUGUUCUCGUGUUAGAACUAAAGAGCAUUGCCGAUGUGGGCCUUGUAGGGAUGCCAAAUGCGGGUAAAAGUACACUUCUAGGUGCUAUAUCAAGGGCUAAGCCUACAGUAGGGCAUUAUGCCUUUACAACUUUAAGGCCAAAUUUGGGGAACUUAAAUUAUGACGACUUCUCAUUCACGGUGGCCGACAUUCCAGGACUGAUAAGGGGUGCUCAUGAAAAUCGUGGACUUGGGCAUGCUUUUUUGCGUCACAUAGAGCGCACAAAGGUUCUUGCGUAUGUGUUGGAUUUGGCUGCUGCAUUAGAUGGUGGAAAAGGAAUCCCACCAUGGGAACAGCUGAAAGAUUUAAUUUUGGAGCUUGAGUUUUAUCGAGAGGGUUUAUCAGAUCGACCAUGCAUGGUAGUGGCAAACAAAAUUGAUGAGGCGGGGGCUGAAGAAGUGUAUGAAGAAUUAAAAAGAAGGUUGUCUGGUGGUGUUCCUAUUUUUCCAGUUUGUGCAGUUCUGGAGGAAGGAAUAGAAGAGGUAAAAGAUGGUCUUAGGAUGCUUUUUAGUGGUAAUGAACCUUAUAGACUGAGAUUAGAUGAUAUUAGAGUUGACUAGGUUGUUAUUGAUACUGGUUUUAUAUUACUGAAGGAUAAUACUCCAAACAUUAGUAUUUUUGCAACCAACAUGAUUUGUGGAUCAACAUCAGAGCUUAGAUGUGAUGAGUUAUGUGAAAGAUGAUAAAUUAGAACUUUAUUGUGGUGGAUUUCUUCUUUACAUGACCGACCACUGAAAAUUUGUUAUUUCUGUAAAACUACUUCAAAAGUUUUCCAUUUGGUUUUA
Messenger RNA from Cornus florida, 2577 nucleotides. Its product is annotated as probable GTP-binding protein OBGM, mitochondrial. The record is from RefSeq and is a predicted model, not a curated record. Gene Ontology annotation, cellular component: mitochondrion. The coding region runs from base 724 to 2352 and encodes 542 amino acids. NCBI's taxonomy places the organism in Eukaryota, Viridiplantae, Streptophyta, Magnoliopsida, Cornales, Cornaceae. The transcript is spliced from 7 exons. Gene Ontology annotation, molecular function: GTPase activity; GTP binding.